Haliotis rufescens (red abalone) is the source of this 2746-nucleotide messenger RNA. RefSeq lists its product as uncharacterized. The record is from RefSeq and is a predicted model, not a curated record. The transcript has 4 exons. The coding region runs from base 63 to 1121 and encodes 352 amino acids. NCBI's taxonomy places the organism in Eukaryota, Metazoa, Mollusca, Gastropoda, Lepetellida, Haliotidae.
UAUAGCAGUACAAAGGAAGCCGUGUGACUAGUACAUGUGACAAUCAACUGAAAUCCUUGAAGAUGGUGCCGAUAAUAUUAUAUUUUAUAGUAACUUGUAUUUGUCCAGUUCAACUACUUUGCUUCAAUGAAGCAGGUAUCAUAGCAGAUAACCGUUAUUUGGAAAACAACUUAUUUGGCAUCAUUAAGAGGAGAGUGUCCUCUGCACGUGAGUGUGCCGUUGAAUGCCAUGCCCAUCUUGGUUGUUUCUCAUUCGGAUUCGAACCUGUACUUCACACUUGCCACCUUAACAAGAAAGACAGUUCAACAGCACCAACCGACCUUGUUGCGAAACCACAAUGGAAACACAGUGAUAUUUCUCUCUGGCCGAAGGAGCUGAUGGGUCCGUGCGCAGAUCACACGUGUCCUCCAGGGACGCGAUGCAGUGUGCAUCGUGUGACACAGGCGCCGCUGUGUUUGGAAGCUGAUGUCUAUAAACCGGAUGUAUGUUCCGAAGACCCUAUUCCAAACGCAACCUGUAGUUCUGAGUCCAAGAUGGCAGGGAGUAUCAGAUCUUGUACCUGUCACAGCAACUACAGAGAUGUACCGCUGGACGUCGUCAGUGUCAACAACACCUGCCUGGUCAAUGGCAGCUGGACUCCACCCUUGAUUAACUGCACAGGUCCAUACAUCAGACUGACCACGCCUAGUAUCAGCACAUACACCUUCCAACAGAUAUCUGCCAGCAACCUACACACAAUAACAGGCGGCACCUCUACCAUGGUGUUUCUGGUCAAGGCGUGCCACGAUGCCAACUUUGCUCUACACACAAGUCCUAACAACUACACCACUGAUGUGUAUGAAGUGGGCUUUGGUGGGUAUGCGAACACGAAAUCCUUUAUUCGUGAAUGCAUUCAGUGCAGUAUCAUGGAUUCCCAUAUUGAAUCAUCUAUUGUAUCAUGUAACGAGUACAGACCAUUUUGGCUCAGCUGGAAGAAUGGCGUCAUCUCUGCGGGAAGAGGACCGGUUGCUGGGACCCAGAAAUUCUUGCAAUGGACGCCAACUCAAGCCAUUGUGAUAAAUCACGUUAGUAUCAGUACCUUUCGUAAUAAUCCUGGUACGUGGCUCUUCCGAGGGCAGUAAAAUACUCACCAAUGAAGAACCUCAUGACUGCGCUUUUUGUCACCCUUCAACCCCGUGUUAUCAUUUACUUGUUCCCUAUCCUUACUCUCGAUAUGCAGCCUUUUAUACCCCGAAAUAUACAGACACUAUGAUCAAAUCCCACCGUUGACAAAAUAUAUAUAGUGUUGUCUGCUGGCAUUAAUGAUACUGGCUACAACAGGGGAACUACACUGAAGGACAUUUCGCAUGGAACCAGGAACAACGGUAAUUGGAGGCAGGGUGAAGAAAACUGAAUUGACCUUCGGCCUCAAUCACUCCGCCCGAGCACGAGAGAGAAGACAAACUAUAGAUAGAGGGGUGGCCUGGGCCAAGAUGAUUGUAGGGUGUUUCAAAAAGGUUCACCUACAAUUUCCCCUUUGUUGACUGGGUCCAUAAAAUUUCUGGGAGCUCCCUGGGAGCUCUAGAUUUUGGGGACUUCCCAGAAUCUACGCCCCUUUCCCAGAAUCUACCCCCAGGGGGUAUAAUCUGGGAGUUCCCAGAAUCUACCCCGGUGUAUAAUCUGGGAGCUCAUCCCAGAAUCUACCCUGGGUUAUAGCUAUAAUCUAGGAGCUCCAAGAAUCUACUGCAGCCCUGUUUGAUUGAAACAUUUAAACAUUAUUUCAUGAAUGUCCUUGUAGUUUUCUUUUGGGGGAUGCAUCUAACUCAGUCUUGAUCUCUCCUGGUCAAUUUCCGUAACAACAUUGUCAUCUCAUGUCUCUAAUUAGUUUUAAAACAUUCAUAUCCCAGAAUCUACCCCCAGGGGAUAUAAUCUGGGAGUUCCCAAAAUGGUGUAGAUAAUACCAGUAAUGAAUUGUUAUCGAAUUCAAAUAUUCAAAAUGUUGUUUUAUACAUGCAAAGAAAAAAUAAAUAUUGUUUAAACUAACAAAAAAAUAUCUUACAAAUCACAUUGACUGUAACUCAUUGUAGUCAUCAUCAAUUUGUAAGUUUAAAGUUGGUGUUGAGAAUUGUGUGAGGAAAUGUCUUACACUUAUGUUAUUGAAUAAGCUUUAAUAUGCUUUGUGAAUAGACCUACCUACUUUUGAUUGCAUGUAAAAUCAUUUUGAAACCAACUUGUGUCUGUAAGUACCUUUGUUUGGGGAGGCAUGUAUCACAGUAUAAAGAAUAUAUUCUGACUAUAGAAAACCAUCAUUAAAACCAUCUAAUUAUUUGUCCAUUUACAUUCUAUUUCUUCUAAAUAUAGUCAGAUGGGUGUAAUAAAUUUCACGAAGCAAUUGUCAUUGUUUUAGUCAGAGUUUUUAUAUUAUUAUCAAUAACAAAUAGAGAAAACUAACAUAAAAUAUGAGAGCAAUUUAUUCUGAAAACCAAUAUCCAUUGAUUCCUUGAAUUAUUUAAUGUCGCUGGACAUUUAUUACAACGUCAAAGUGUUCAUGGAGGUUGGUCAGAUACACAGCACCAAUGGACAGUUUCUCAAGUGUGAAUGAUGCUGGGUAGCAUAGCCAUUUCAGCUCCUUUCCAUAAUGCGUAUAGACAACAAUGUCAGUUUGCAGAAGAGAAGCAGUGGCCAUAAUCUCUGCAUCCGACUGCAUAGACCUCUUGUAUACACGGGCGGUCGGGUAGCCUAGUGGUAAAAGCGUUCGCUCGUCACG